UUACAUCGCGAGGCCUUCUCGGUCGGCCUCCCAGAACGCUCCAAAAAAAUCGAAUUUCUCUCGUUUUUUAAUGGAGAAUUGGGUCUGACAUAGUACAAAGCAAGAUGGAGAAAGAAGUAACGGAAAUCUACCCAGUUGGGGAAACGGAGGAACAGCAGAGUGAAAGCCAGCCGACGGAUAUAACAGAAACAACACCUCCGGAAAAAACAAGUUGCACGGCAGAAGCAGAUGAUGACUUUGUGUGGGAAGAUUAUCUUGACGAAACAGAGACAAUAGCUGUCCCACCAACCGCCUUUGUACAUGUGGAAAAGAGUCUUGAGUCAGGUGUGUUGGAAGAUCAGUUGGUUGAAAUCGUCCAUAAUGAAUCGUCAGAAUUAACUUCAUGUUAUUGGCCAGCAAAGGUCGUUACUACAUGUGGUCCUCUCUUAAGAUUACGAUUUGUGACACAUUCCUCCGUAAAUGUCGAGUGUUGGAAAGAGGUGGCCUUAGGGGGUCUUCAUCCCCUAGGCUGGUGCGCGCUUCACAACAUCGAAAUGGCUCCUGUACCUGACCUCAUUGACUCCCUGAUUGAGGAAAGUGAAUUGCAAAAGGCCAAGGUAGCAGUAGAGGAAGCGCUCAGUCACGGGGUGUCAGUACCGGGAGAGGCCUUCGACGGAGAGGGAUACACAGCGGUCGAGCGGAUCAAGCAAGGCAUGAAGGUUGAGGUUUUGUACAAAGAAAACCCAGCAUGCGGGUGGGUGGCGACUGUCAUUGACAAUGUUGGUGGACGCCUGCUCUUGCGAUAUGACACACCUGAUUGCUCGGGUCUUGUGUUUUGGCUCUUCUACCUUAGUCCUCGGUUAAGGCCACCAGAUUGGAUUCAUCACCAGGGACCACCUUGGAGAUAUAAACAUCCGGAAUCCUGCUCCCAGUACGAGGAGGCGGAGUGGGCUGCACUUCUUGAGAUGAGUCGGGAUGACGCGAGACGUUCUCCCUUACCCAAUACUCUCCUCUCACCUGCUCUCCCUGUGAGCUCUCACCAGUUCACAAACAGCAAACUCAUUGAAGCAGUGCAUCCCACAAAGCCCAACUCAAUCCACGUGGCCAAGAUCACUCUAAUCAGCAAUGAGUCUAAAUUUUUUGAAGUGUCGAUUGAAGGCGAGAAAGGGGAUAACAAGGUCACAUGGGUGACUUCCAUCGAUGACCCUUUGAUCCUGCCAGCAAGAUUCUGUGAGAAAAAUGGCAUUGCCCUUGUCCCACCUGGUGAUUGGCAUGAGGAGACAGAGUUCAGCUGGGAUGCCUACCUCCAGUCUUGCAGUGUACUGUGUGCAGAUGAUAGCUUGUUCCCCAAGCACGAGGCAGCUGAGGACUUAGGCUUCGAGGCUGGACUUAGACUUGAAGCUGCCAAUCCAGACCCUGCGGAUCAGAUUUGUGUCGCUACUGUCAAAAAUGUUACAGGUCACCUCCUCCACAUCCAGCUGGAUUCAGAACUUGAGACUGAUCCGUACAUCAUGUCCUCAACGUGUCAGGAUAUCUUUCCAACAGGGUGGUCUCAGUCAAAUAAUUAUCCUCUCCAUAUCCCUGCAGAGUAUUCACCACAAGCAAAGGUCAUAGAAGAUCCUACACUGGAACUAUGCCAAAAUAAAAACGGUGAUAAUCCACAAAAUGAUCCCUUGUCUAGUGUAAGCAACCAAAGGUCCCUGUGGUGUCCAAGACUCUAUGUGAACCAUUGGUGCUACACUGGGCCUUAUCUGAGCAAAUCUAAAGUUGCAAAGCAAUCUCAGAGUGUUGGUCCGGGAUCUGUUGAGUUGGUACUGCGUGAGGUACUGUCAAUGACAAUAAACGCAGCUUACAUACCAACUCGUGUGCUGAGAGAGCUGGAACGCAAUGCUGUGGAUUCUCAUCUCGUUUCAAGUACUUGGCAUCCGACCCAUUUGAAAGCAAAGUUUAAACGUUAUACUUACACUGCCAGCAUCUCUGUCGCAACCACAGCUUCAGAUGUCAGCGAUUUUUUGAACUUCAUUUGCCACACCCUCCAGUGCUGCCCCAAUCUGUGGUCACCAACACAGAGUGGAGAGAAUUGCCCAUUCCUUUGUACUUCACAGAUGUUUAUUCAAGGGAGCCAGUCAACUUCCAUGCGAGGGCGAGGGAGAAUAGCAAUUACUAGAGGGACAAGGGGAGGGCCAGGAAUGACGAGGAUAUUCCACCGGCGUAAGAGAGGCGGCCGUAAGCGACUCUUCGUGCCAGUCAGAGCUAACCGGUUACUGCAGCCCAAAUCCUUGUCAACACAAUCAGAUGAUAUAACAGAAGAUGGAGAUGAGGAUGAGGACGUUGAUAUUGAGGAAGGAGAUGAUGAUGAAGUCGCAAGUGGAUCCGAUGAAGGUGACACGAGUUCCCGUAGCUCUCGUCCAACCAGCCCCAUCCUGGAUCCCUCGUUUGGAAACCGCAGAAGGAGGAGAGGAUUCCCGAGGAUGGAGAUGCAGACGAGAGGUAUUAAACUCCCUGACUAUGCCAACCAGCUGAAAAUGAGGCAUGUCAAGAGAAAGUUCGAGGGUGGAGAAGGAUCCUCCAGCGCUUCCAGCUGCCGUGAGGAGCCCUUAGACAGGAUGAAGAGGAGCAGGAAGAGCGAGUACCCAGACGGAAACUCAGGGCUAGAGCCUGCCCCGGUGACCUCUGACCCCCUGGAAUGGACAGUGCAUGACGUGGAGCAGUACGUUGCCAGCCAGCCAGCCAUUUGCCACCAUGCAGUCCGACUACGAGAACAAGAGGUAGAUGGCCGGGCUUUCCUGCUCUUAAACUUACCCACGCUGGUGCAGCACCUCGGUCUGCCACAUAGCUCAGCUGUGGCUCUUGCUCAACAUGUGUGCCGUGUAAAACUUGCUCACUUCCUUUUCUUUUAUAGGGCGGAAGCAUGACCAUCAUUUUUAUAUAAAGGAAUUACUUUAAUUAACUAAAUGUUGUGCACAGUUUUCUAGUGGUCUUUUUUUUUUUUUUUGUAUAUAUAGUAUAUUUGUAUAACUUUGUAUUAUAUGAACAACAUAAUGACUGUUAAAUAUUGAUAAUUAGUUAUAUUAAUUACUUUUAUUGUAAGUUAAGCUAUUCAUUCCUGUAAAUUGGAAUAUCUGUUGUGCUUAUUGUUAAUCCUAUUCACAAUAAAAUAAAUAUAUGUAGAAAAGCAAUUUCCUUACACAUUUUGUACUUGGAAAUUAAGUGAAAAAAAAAUUAUAGAUCUAUGUUAAAAAUUCAGAAUGUUAGGUGAAUGCAUUUGAAACUCUAAAAUGAAAACUUUCUUUUUAAAUAAAGAAUACAAUGUAUACUUGUAA
Molecule: messenger RNA, 3302 nt
Organism: Penaeus chinensis
Lineage: Eukaryota; Metazoa; Arthropoda; Malacostraca; Decapoda; Penaeidae
Product: scm-like with four MBT domains protein 2
Exons: 12
Coding region: 105-2894 (929 amino acids)
Biological process (GO): regulation of DNA-templated transcription
Cellular component (GO): nucleus
Source: RefSeq, a predicted model, not a curated record